AUGGCAUUUAAUCCAUUUUUAAGUAUCAACGAGCCGACGGCUGCAGUAACUACCGAUGAUCUUAAUCCAUUCAUGAUGGCAGACACCAAUGUUGAAACGUUUGUAGCCGCCGAAAAUCCAUUUGCAGCAAGUAAUCCUUUCUCAGACUUCGGUGUAGAUUAUGAGCCACCGGCUGGUGACACAGUUCCUAUGAAUAUUUUCGGUGGCGUUGAGGCUGCCAGCAUAGGCGCCAAGCAAUUUGAUGAUACGCCGUCAAUGAACAUAUUUGGCAAUACGCAAACUAAUACUGAGCGCAUAGAAAAGCCUACCGAACUAGACCUAAUUCCUCCAAUAGUCGAUUGUACUUUUUCUGAAGAUGACAGCAGCAGGCACCAGCCACCAACAAGACCCUUACCUCCUGAGACGCAAAAUUUAAUUUUGAGUGUAACUGGCCAAAUGGAGUUCACAAGCUCUGACUUGCUCGAUCGCAUUCCACCAACUCGCACUCCAAGUCCAGUGUCUGUGCGAGAUAUACAUUCACCGAGUCCAACACCUGAACCGGACAUGCUAGCAGAACCUGCAGUACCAGAUUCACUAGACAUAAAUCGAAAUAAGCCUGCGCGUCCCCCACCCGCUCGUCCACCGCGACCUGCGCCGCCUCCGAGACCUCAACAGCCUCCUCAGCAACCACCUCAGCAACCUUCUCAACCGGUUGUCGACGACAUCAAUCUUUUUGAUGCUCCAGUACCCGUGACAGUUAAGCCAACAAAGGAAGCAAUCCUUAGUCUUUAUUCCGCUCCUAAAAAAGAAGAGAAACAAAUAGAUUUUUUGAGUGAUGAUAUUCCAGAUUUUCAAUCUUCUGAAGUUGAGAUGAUCCCACCAAACGUUCAAGAGCCAGCUGCGACCAUGGACUCUUCUAAUAUAUUUUUUACAGAACAACCUGCAGCCAAAAAUGAUACACAACCAUCCGUAGCCAACUCGGAAUUAAAUCCGCCCGAGGAGGUACCAAUGGAUUGUUCAGAACCUCCCACAGAAUUUAAUACAACAUCUUUAAAUGCAUCUCCAUUUGCUGAUAUAACUGAUAAUGAUGACUCUCAUAACGGGAAAAGUGAUCAAAUUACCCAUGAAAGUAAUCCCUUUGAAACCAAAGUUACCGAAGAUAAUAAUGUGUUCAAUACGGAAAAAACGGAAAUGUUGGCAGACUCUUCACAGCCAGAAUAUACAGAAUCUCCAUUUUCGAUGCAGAACGAUGCUUUUGAAUCAGCACCAACAGAAAUACAAUCAGAAAAUAUAUUUACAUCAGAGCCAUCGAACGUAUUCCAGGAGCCAACAGUUACAAGUACAAAUAUUUUUGGCGAUAAUCAAACUCAUUUAGUAUCACAGAUGCAAUCUGCAACAGCCACUGACGAUUGGAAUACAAUUCCAAGUGAGAAUUUGGCACAAGACGCUUUUGCUGGAUCUCAAGAUGCCUUUGCUGGAUCUCAAGAUGCCUUUGCUGGGUCUCAAGAUGCCUUUGCUGGAUCUAAAGAUGCUUUUGCUGAAUCCCAAGGGGGAUUUCCAGAAUCUCAAGAUGCCUUUGACGCUUUUUCUGCAAAAUUUGACUCUGCUGGCGGAAAUCAAAUGAACACGGACGCAUGGGGAGAUGACGGGAGCUCGGACGCGGGCCCGGCCGGCUUCGAGGCGGAGGCGUUCGACCCGUUCCUCAGCAUGGGCGCGCCGCCGCCCCCCGCUGCUACUCCCCGCCUCGAUCACCAGGCCUCCAAGGACUCCAUCGACGACACCUUCUCAGUAUUUAUCAAACCGAAAGAGAGCGACGCCGGCGGUCAGGACGUAGCGGUGCCGGUGCUGGCGCCCCCGCCGCGCCCGCAGGUGCUUCCGGACUCCCCGCGCGUCAAUCCCUUCGACAAAUCCGGAGGCGAACCGACACAUGAGAGUUACGAACCCGAAAAAGGCGAGACGCGCGGCAGCGGCGGCGAGACGCCGCCCACGCCGCUGUUCGACGACGACGUGUCGGUGCCGCUGGAGGACUUCCCGCGCAUCAAGUACGACGGCCCGGGCUGGGAGAUGCACCUGCGCCAGCCCAACAAGAAGAAGAUCACCGGGCAGAGGUUCUGGAAGAAGAUCUUCGUGCGGCUGGUGUACCAGGGCGACACGCCGGCGGUGCAGCUGCUGAACUCGGCGACCGACAAGGAGCCGAUCCAGGAGCUGCCGCUGCAGGCGUGCUACUCAGUCUCCGACAUCGGCGCGCAGCAGUUCGACCAGUUCGGCAAGAUCUUCACCGUCAAACUUCAGUACAUCUUCUACAAGGAGCGGCCGGGAGUGCGGCCGGGUCAGGUGACGAAGGCGGAGCGCAUCACGAACAAGCUGUCGCAGUUCGCGGCGUACGCGAUCCAGGGCGACUACCAGGGGGUGAAGGAGUUCGGCUCCGACCUGCGCAAGCUCGGCCUGCCUGUCGAGCACGCGCCGCAGGUGUCGCAGCUGUUCAAGGUGGGGUCGCUGAGCUACGAGGACGUGAAGCAGUUCAGCAGCCUGGUGGAGGAAGCGCUGUUCCGCAUCCCCGUGCACCGCGACCGCGCGCUCACCUACAAGAUGGAGGAGGUCCAGAUCACGGCGGUGGACGAGCUGUACGUGGAGCAGGACGCGGAAGGCGCUGUGCUCAAGCAGAUCGCGCGCGUCAGACUCUUCUUUCUCGCCUUCCUCAGCGGCAUGCCGGACGUGGAGCUGGGGGUGAACGACCUGCGGCGGCAGGGGCGCGAGGUGGUCGGCCGUCAUGACAUCAUCCCCGUCGUCACCGAGGAGUGGAUCCGCGUAGAGGCGCCCGAGUUCCACGCCUGCGUCAGCCCCCAGGACUUCCACGACUCGCAGAUCAUCAAGUUCAAGCCGCCGGACGCGUGCUACAUCGAGCUGCUGCGGUUCCGCGUGCGGCCGCCGCGCAACCGCGAGCUGCCGCUGCAGCUGAAGGCGGUGUGGUGCGUGACCGGCAACCGCGUGGAGCUGCGCGCCGACGUGCUGGUGCCGGGCUUCACCUCGCGCCGCCUCGGCCAGGUGCCCUGCGAGGACGUCGCCAUCCGCUUCGAGAUCCCCGAGUGCUGGAUCUACCUCUUCCGCGUCGAGAAACACUUCCGAUACGGCUCCGUCAAGUCCGCGCACAGGCGCACGGGCAAGAUCAAGGGCAUCGAGCGGUUCCUGGGCGCAGUGGACACGCUGCAGGAGUCGCUGAUCGAGGUGACGUCGGGGCAGGCCAAGUACGAGCACCAGCACCGCGCCAUCGUGUGGCGCAUGCCGCGCCUGCCCAAGGAGGGACAAGGCGCGUACACGACGCACAACCUGGUAUGCCGCAUGGCGCUGACGUCGUAUGACCAGGUGCCGGCGGAGCUGGCGCGCUGGGCGCACGUGGAGUUCACGAUGCCCGCCACCGCCGUCAGCCACGUCACCGUGCGCUCCGUCAGCCUCCAGAACUACGACAACGACCCACCGGAGAAAUACGUGCGGUACCUCGCCCGCCACGAGUACAAGGUCGGCAUCGAGCGCACGACGGGUCAGUCGGUGGCGGCGUACUCGCUGGCUGCGGCCAAGACCGACCCCGCCCCCGCGCCCGCCCCCGCCCCCGCGCCCGUCGCCGCGCCCCCCUCCUCCGACUCCGACUCCGAUUAGGUCGGAUCGGCGACCUCUGUACAUAACCUCCGACGCUGUAGUCGCUUCGGAUUUCGUACUCUUCGACUGCGACGCGAAUGUGACCCUACACGAUCACUGUCGCUUCGCACGAAACUGGGAAAACUCGAAACUCCAAAAGAAGCCGGGCGUAACGCGCUCGAGUUUCACAGUGGUAGUGUACAGUCGCGUUCACGAAUUAUCCUUUCCUGUCGCUAUAAAAUAAUGAUAUUAAUUAUAAUAUAUGAAAUAAUUCAUACUACAUUAUACGUUGUAGGUAAUACGAUCACGACACUAGCGGUCACUAGGCGGCCGCGAGAGGCCUACCGAGCUUGUCAAACUCGACCUCUAUAUUUUUGUAUGUAGUCGGAGUGCAAUAUCACGUAGUCGUAAGUAAAGUUAUAUGAGCAUGUACGUGAAAAGCGCUCGUAGUGGUUUACAUGACUUUCACCGAAUCGGGCGCCGAAGCUCCGGGUACCCGACCGAAGCUUCCGCGGCCGAUUUCGCGAGGCGUUAUAUACGAGUAAUGUUGUAAAUAAAUAAUACUGUUAGUCGACGGUCGGACGGACGACCCCGCCGCGUCCGCGAUACUCAUACUAUAAUAUCAUAGCUAGCGUAGUGUAUGUCGUGCGCCGUUCUCGUUACGUAUCGUCCUAUAGUCUAUGGCGAUCUAUCUCUAGGAUAAUCCGGUCAUUGGUUGCGACGUUCAUGGUCCAAUUGUAAAAUAAUCAAAUAUUUAUAUUGCGUUGUUGAAGUGUUCGAGAUGUAUAAUACCUUAUAGCUUUCUGUCACUCGUGUACCUCUACGCGACCUCCUCCGAGGUGUUCUCCAUUUAAAGUUCUAUGUACGACGUAUUCAUUUGGCGAGUGUCGUUAGAGCGCUACAUGACACCAUAAUGUUAACAUUAGAGUAAGUACCUAUCCCGCGCCGCUCGGUGGUCGCCGUCGG
Molecule: messenger RNA, 4578 nt
Organism: Aricia agestis (brown argus)
Lineage: Eukaryota; Metazoa; Arthropoda; Insecta; Lepidoptera; Lycaenidae
Product: protein stoned-B
Exons: 13
Coding region: 1-3633 (1210 amino acids)
Biological process (GO): clathrin-dependent endocytosis; regulation of endocytosis; synaptic vesicle endocytosis
Cellular component (GO): synaptic vesicle; AP-2 adaptor complex
Molecular function (GO): clathrin-cargo adaptor activity
Source: RefSeq, a predicted model, not a curated record